AUGAAAAUCAAUUUUUGUUUAUUGAUUGUAAUUGUAUUAAGUGACACGUGUUCGUUUCCAGAAUCUUUCCCCGCGUUGUAUACGUUUGAUAAGGUAUGUUCUUUUGAAAACGAAUUAGAAAUUAAAGGUUCAGUUGUAUUUGAAAUGGUGAACAACUCUUCUUUUAGACCAAAUCAAAAAACAACUGUAAAAGAAUCUGCCCAAUUUAUAAUGAAAUCAAAUUCUUUUAUCGAAGCUAUGUGGGACUUUAAAGUUGAUAAUGGAGGUUAUUUAAAGCUUGAGUCUAAUUCAAAGAUCUAUUCAGAUCGUAUGCUCUUUCUAGGAACCAAUUCUAGAAUUCAUUUAUAUAACAAUUCUGAAAUAUAUAUGGGUGGAUAUUUUUAUAUUUAUUGGAGUGGUUCAGUUGAAUUGUUUGAUAAUUCAGUAAUGCGUGAUGUUGGGUAUAUUUAUGCAUUUGGAGAUUCUUCUAUCAUUUUGAAUGGCAAUUCCCAGUUUAAAACAAAAGCUUUAUGUAAUUUACAAAGUAUUCAAGUUAAAGUAAAUGACAAUUCAUGUUUUUAUACACCAACUUUUUCUCUUUACAAUAAUGGUAUUUUAGUUGUAAAUUCCACUUUCAAGAAAAACAGUUUUGAAGUUGUUGAUUUUUCAAUGGAUGUAGCUUCUGGUCAAAUAAUUGGAAUUUCUUAUAUUAAAGUGUCAUCUAAAACAAAUUUGAAAAAUGUUAUAUUUGAA
Molecule: messenger RNA, 732 nt
Organism: Entamoeba invadens IP1
Lineage: Eukaryota; Evosea; Mastigamoebida; Endamoebidae
Exons: 1
Source: RefSeq, a predicted model, not a curated record